AUGGCGCAUGCAGACAGAAACAUGAGCCGAACAGUUGCAAAGAGUCCAAAGUUGGAUCUGAAGCUGAAUUUGUCUCCACCAAGAGAAAACCCUCCAGAUGAAUCACCUGAUGUUUCGACUCCUUCGCCGACGUCAUCAUCGUCCGAAAUGUCGAUUGAAGGCUCCUGCGUUUCGUCAGAGGCUGAAGGUCAGGUAGUGCAGAAGUGGCCCAGAAACUCGGAGACGACAUCGAUGAUGCUGGUAGGGUGUCCUAGAUGCCUCAUGUACGUCAUGUUGUCCGAGGUUGAUCCAAAAUGCCCCAAAUGCAAGAGCACUGUCCUCCUCGAUUUCCUCAAAGACGAAAAGAAUCGUGCGUAUGCCAAGAAUAAUACCAGCAACUGA
Messenger RNA from Carya illinoinensis, 381 nucleotides. Its product is annotated as protein GL2-INTERACTING REPRESSOR 1-like. The transcript has a single exon. The coding region runs from base 1 to 381 and encodes 126 amino acids. The record is from RefSeq and is a predicted model, not a curated record. Lineage: Eukaryota; Viridiplantae; Streptophyta; Magnoliopsida; Fagales; Juglandaceae.